GCUGGGCGAAGGCAGUCAAAGAGGGUCAUUUUGCUGUUAUUUCCCCAAAUCUCUCCAAGACCCCACAAUCAAAACAAAUCGACCACGCGUGCUUUUCCCGCAGCAAUGACGUCACGUAAGCCCUCCCCUUCCCCGCAAGUAAACAGAAAACGUUGAGGAAAACGUCCAUGUCAGUCCCCCUACCUGUGUUUGACGCGGGGGACGUGCCGCGAGAGACAAAAGUGGACAUUAAUGCGGCGUUUCCCGUGCGUUUUUAGCAAACGUGCGAGAUUUCGUGGCCAGCUGACACGCGCUGGAGCGAUGAAGGGAGAGGCGGAAGUGAAGUCACUUGACAGACCGUCCAUGUUAUUAUUGUUAUUUUGGUAGCCCUGUGAUGAGACGGGCUGGGGAGCCGUUGGUCUGCGAGACGACGACCGUUAACGUUACCGCAGGCCGCCCCGGAACGACACCACCACCACCGCCACCACCUCACUGACCCGGAGACAGGAGCCUCGCUGACGGCUGGGUCGGGGGGGGAGGAGGAGGGCGUGAGGACCCAGCUCCAGCUCGGCUCCUACACUCCAGCCGACCAAAAAUAAAACGGCGACAAAAACAAUAACGGCAAACAGCUCGACUUGUGUCUGUGGGGUUUGUAGCAGGGACGUGCCGCCGCAGACAUGAACGGUAUCACCAAGGGCCGGUUCGAGGUGUUCUCAAACAGCGAUGAAGCCCCCAUUAACAAGAAGCUCCCCAAAGAGCUUCUUCUUAGAAUAUUCUCCUAUCUAGAUGUGGUCACACUCUGUAGGUGUGCCCAAGUAUCCAAGGCAUGGAAUGUCCUGGCCCUAGAUGGCAGCAACUGGCAGAAGAUUGACUUGUUCAACUUCCAGACAGACAUAGAGGGCCGGGUGGUGGAGAACAUAUCGAAGCGUUGUGGAGGCUUCCUGAGGCAGCUGAGCCUCAGGGGCUGCCUGAGCGUGGGAGAUGCCUCCAUGAAGACAUUUGCUCAGAACUGCAGAAACAUCGAAGUAUUGAACCUGAACGGAUGCACCAAGAUCACAGACAGCACCUGUGUGAGCCUCAGCAAGUUUUGCUCCAAACUCAAGCAGCUAGAUCUCACCUCCUGCGUGUCCAUCAGCAACCACUCCCUCAAGGCCCUCAGCGAUGGCUGCAGAAUGCUGGAGGUGUUGAACUUGUCGUGGUGUGACCAGAUCACACGUGAUGGCAUUGAGGCUCUGGCUAGAGGCUGCAAUGGUUUACGGGCGCUGUUCCUCAGAGGCUGCACACAGUUGGACGAUGGAGCGUUGAAGCACCUUCAGAAACACUGCCCAGAACUCACCACCAUCAAUAUGCAGUCUUGCACACAAAUAACAGAUGAAGGUCUGGUCAGUCUGUGCCGAGGAUGCCACAAGCUACAGAUCCUUUGUGUUUCUGGCUGCAGUAACAUCACUGACGCCUCCCUCACUGCAAUGGGGCUCAACUGUCCCAGACUCAAGAUCCUUGAAGCUGCACGAUGCUCUCACGUUACAGACGCAGGGUUCACUGUGCUGGCCAGGAAUUGUCAUGAGCUUGAAAAAAUGGACUUAGAAGAAUGUAUUUUGGUGACAGAUAACACCCUGGUUCAGCUGUCAAUCCACUGCCCCCGCUUGCAAGCACUGUCCCUGUCCCACUGCGAGCUGAUCACUGACGAUGGCAUCAGAGCUCUAAGCAGCAGUACUUGUGGCCAAGAGCGCCUCACCGUGGUGGAGCUGGACAACUGCCCCCUCAUCACUGACGUGACACUGGAGCACUUGAAGAGCUGCCAUCGUCUGGAACGCAUUGAACUCUAUGACUGUCAGCAAGUCACCAGGGCCGGCAUCAAACGCAUCCGGGCCCAUCUUCCAGAGAUCAAGGUUCAUGCAUACUUUGCCCCAGUGACACCUCCUCCUUCUGUACAUGGAGGUGGCCAGCGUCUGUGCCGCUGCUGCAUCAUCCUCUGACAGUGGAGGGCCAGGGGGGGCCACCUCUGUCUACAGGUCCUGCUGCUCUGAUAUGGGCUGAAAUGGGGUUGGAGUUGGGGGUGGGGGUGGGGUAGGUGUAGGGGAGAGGAGGGGCUGGACCCACUCACUGCUCCUGAUCACUGAUCAAUACAUAAACUGGUCGCCACUGGUCGCUGAUCAGUUCAACCUGCCCCUCCUCUCUCCUCUUACUCACCAAUCAGCACUGCAGCAGCCCCAGCUUUGGGUGUGGAGGGGUGGGUGGAAAGAACAUGGAUGGAUGGACUUUUUCUCUCUCUGUCUCAUUCUCUCUUUCUCACUGUAAAGACAAAAAAAAGGUUCUCCACUCCAUUCUGCUCCUCUCACUCAUGACUCCCCACCUGUGGGCAUGGAGGACUGAAUCUGGACAGCUGGGGAUGGGGAGGGGGUCUGAACAGUGAAACUACAAUGCAUCAUGUUCAAACUUAAAAAAAAAAAAAAAAUGACGAAAAUGUCAACUGGGACAACAGUUCGCUCUGUGGAGUAUCAUCUCAACCAAUCACAUGACACCUCUAUGUGACCAUCCUGUGAUUCAUUCUGCUUUGACCAAUUAACACGCAGCAUGGAGGGAGAGGCGAGCUGGGAUGUGGGGAGACGCAGAUCUUCUGGAUAUAAAGGAAGCUUUGACACAGCCAGCUUUCUUUGACGAACAAGAAGUACAACAUGGGACAUGUGACAUAUUUGUGCAUCUGAGAAAUUUUGGUUGAAAUUUCAGUCCUGUUCGUACAGACAACGUUUUGGAAUGGGGAAAAAAAAUACAUUUAUGGCAACUCACUCGAAAUUGGGGUAGGCCAGCACAAAAUUGUUUUCUUUUCCUUUUUUUUUUGUGCUUAUUGUAAUUGUUCAUGCCUGUCUAUCCAGAGAAGGAGAUAUGUCAUUCUUUUUGAAAUGGAUAAAAGAAAAUGUUGCUGUUUGACAAAAAACAACGUAUGAUUCAGACCCUCGGUGUCUAAAAGUGCUAUGUUGACUCUGUAUGCUGCUGGGAGGAGUGGCCUCUCCUGUGCACUGCGUGGUUAUGUUGGCUCGUAGGCCCUGAUCCAGUCCUGUCAGUAGCCCUGUGCACUAGCUCCUGCCUGACCACUCAAGCAUUUGUUUACAUGCUGAAUUAGGUAAGCACCACAGACAAACUUGUUUACAUCAGUAGGAUUCCAGUCUCCCUACUGUUCAGACUGAGUUUAGUAACACUGAUAAAACUGUGGUAUACCUGCUGUUUUUAACUGGACUGUGACGUCCGUUAUUCAAAUUUAUUGCUGUGUGUAUUUGGAUAUAAAUCAGGGCUCAUGUUGGUGCAACUUUGCUUCAAAAAUGAAAUGAAAUGAAAAUUUGCUUAAAGCGGAGAUAAAAGGUACGAGAUUGUGAGCAAAGGCACAUCAACUUUUUGACAAUCACGUGAAUUUAUGUAUUUGAAAUUUGAUUUAGUGUAGUUUUGUGUAAUUGGCAAUUUACUGAUGAUGUAGGGCAUAAUGAAUUGCCUGUGUUCAGUAUACUCAACUCACUUAAUACUCCAAGCAAAGGAUAAGGAAUUAUUUAGAAUUAGACACAGGUCUGAUGAGAUCUGCCAGUCAAAUGUAUUUAAUUGAUCAGCAACAAAUUCCCAUUCAUUCAGUCAAAACAUUGAUGACAACAGGAAUAUUGUGUGGAGUGACUGGAAAGCCCCAGAGCUAACAGUUUAUUUCACUCUAUCUAGACACUUCUACAGACCAACAGGAUCUAGCCAUGCUUAAUAACACAUGUAUUGGGCCUGAAACAUCACUCCUCAAAGCACUGAAAAUACAACAAAACAGGAGCAUCUUGCAAUAUUGUGCUGCAACAACAGAUUGGCAAGUGCUGUGGAGUGCCAAGUGCUCAAAGACUGGGGAGAUUGGCAGAGCGAUGGAUAGGACUGAAACAACAAGAGCAGACAGAAAGAUAGAGAAAGACUCUGAUGGACUCGCAUACAUAGCUGAUUUGACUGGCUGUGAUACUAAUGCCCUCUCUUUGACAGCUGUUUUAACAGUUUUAUGUUUAAGAAAAUAAAGAAAUAAAUUUAAAAAAAAUAAACAAAUGAAUAAAUAAAAGUGACUAAUAGUAAAUGUA
Messenger RNA from Scatophagus argus, 4067 nucleotides. It is a transcript of the gene fbxl2, whose product is annotated as F-box and leucine-rich repeat protein 2. Lineage: Eukaryota; Metazoa; Chordata; Actinopteri; Scatophagidae. Gene Ontology annotation, biological process: SCF-dependent proteasomal ubiquitin-dependent protein catabolic process. Gene Ontology annotation, molecular function: protein binding. The transcript has 14 exons. The coding region runs from base 657 to 1955 and encodes 432 amino acids. Gene Ontology annotation, cellular component: SCF ubiquitin ligase complex. The record is from RefSeq and is a predicted model, not a curated record.